AUGGCCAGAACAGUGGUGCAACGUUACAAAGUAAUUAUUCGCCUAUUGCGUAUUUGCGCUGCAUUUUGUGGUGCAGAUAUUCUGCAGCCGGAUUACAAAAUGAAUCUGCUGACGUGGAUUGUUAUAGCGUUCAUAAAUAUGUUUUAUAUCUUCACUGGCUAUACGAUCUAUGUGAAUCUGUAUGUGGAAGGAGAAUGGACCAAUGUGUUGCAGGCCUUGUGUAUGGUUGGUAGUGCCGUGCAGGGCUAUUGCAAACUUUUGAAUGCCAUUUGGAAUAAAAAAUAUCUGUGUGAAUUACUUUACGAAGUGGAAGACAUCUAUAUGGAAUACGAUCGUAAGCAUGAGGAAUAUCGCAAAUGCCUGAACAAGAGCAUAAAUACCGUAGAUAAAUGUAUUAAAUCGAUGGCUGUGUUAUAUGCUGGUGUCAUUGUGGGUGUUAUUGGAAUAGUGCCCUUCUAUCGCAUUGUCUUUAAUCGCCGAAUCUUUGUAAUGCAAUUCCUUUUGCCGGGCAUCGAUCCGAACACCAAUCAUGGUUAUAUUAUCAUGAAUUUUAUGCAUUGUUGUUGUAUUUUAUUUGGAGCAUUUGGCAACUUUGCAGCGGACAAUUGUUUCGUUACCUUGGUUAGUCAUGUGCCCCUGUUCAAGGAUAUUUUAUUGUGUAAAUUUCAUGAUCUGAAUGUCGCACUAGAAGCGGUAGACGAAGGUCAUCCAAAUUGUAGAGAAUUGCUGAAGGACAUACUUCGGUGGCAUCAAAAUUAUAUGAGAUACAUAACCACCGUUAAGGACAACUAUUUUUGGGUAAUUUUGGUACAAUUUGCAACAAUUUCUCUAAGCUUGGCAUGCACUUUGUUCUGCCUGAUAUUGGGCAAAUGGCCGGGUGGCCAAACCUAUUUGGUGUACUGCUUCAUUAUGUUAUAUAUCUAUUGUGGUGUGGGUACCGUGAUAGAAAUAUCCAACGAUGGCUUUAUCGAUUCCUGUUACACGGAAGUAAUUUGGUAUAGACUGCCGGUGGCGGAGAGGAAAAUGCUACUGAUGAUGUUAAUGAUGUCUCAAAAUGCUGGCGGUCUAACCAUUGGCGCUGUCAUUCCCCUAACCAUGAAUACCGGCCUGCAAUUGACGAAAAUGAUCUACACCAUGACAAUGAUGUUGAUCAAUUUUCUUAACUAA
Musca vetustissima is the source of this 1167-nucleotide messenger RNA. Its product is annotated as odorant receptor 67d-like. The transcript has 4 exons. Lineage: Eukaryota; Metazoa; Arthropoda; Insecta; Diptera; Muscidae. The record is from RefSeq and is a predicted model, not a curated record. The coding region runs from base 1 to 1167 and encodes 388 amino acids. Gene Ontology annotation, biological process: detection of chemical stimulus involved in sensory perception of smell; sensory perception of smell. Gene Ontology annotation, cellular component: plasma membrane. Gene Ontology annotation, molecular function: odorant binding; olfactory receptor activity.